Molecule: messenger RNA, 1167 nt
Organism: Aureobasidium pullulans EXF-150
Lineage: Eukaryota; Fungi; Ascomycota; Dothideomycetes; Dothideales; Saccotheciaceae
Product: alpha-ketoglutarate-dependent sulfonate dioxygenase
Exons: 3
Coding region: 1-1167 (388 amino acids)
Cellular component (GO): cytoplasm
Molecular function (GO): 2-oxoglutarate-dependent dioxygenase activity
Source: RefSeq, a predicted model, not a curated record
AUGGCUCCUAGUGCUAUCGACCCUUCGAUCAAAGAUGUGGUUCAACCACAAAAAGAUAGUCUGGGUCUUCCCAAAGAGACGCGAGCUCGUCUUGAGAGGGCCAAUGUCGACCUCUCGAAUGGCUACCCUUACCGUCCAGCUCGUCCACUCUAUCUUCAGGAUGCCUACAACAUCAGAAACGAGCCAUGGAAGCACGAUGAUGCAGGAGCCAGAGCAAAGAAGGUCGACCCUACCAAGAAAGCUCUCUUCGAAGCUGCAAGCAAAGUCGAAGAUCUCACGGCUCACAUCGGUACCGAAAUCCACGGUCUGCAGUUGAAGGACUUGACUUCUCAGCAGAGAGAUGAAUUGGCGCUCUUGAUCGCAGAGAGAAGCAUUGUCUUUUUCCGUGAUCAGGAUCUUUCUCCUCAGCAACAGAAAGAGCUUGGCGAGCAUUACGGAAAGAUCGAGGUCCACGUGAUACCUCAGGUGCCUGGUGUUGAGGGCGUUACUGUGAUCUGGCCUGCUCUACAAGCGACCGAGAAAGCAGCCAACUUCAGAAACCCCGGCGGUGCUUCUCGCUGGCAUACCGAUCUCGUCCAUGAACGUCAGCCAGCGGGCAUUACACAUCUCCACAACGACGUCGUCCCCCCUGUGGGUGGAGACACUUUGUGGGCUUCAGGCUAUGCUGCUUACGAGAAGCUCAGCCCAGGCUUCCGCAAGAUCAUUGAUGGCAAGAAGGCCUACUUCAAGUCAGCACAUAGCUACUUGGACCGCAACAAUCCCAAUGCUGGUCCCAAGCAUAUCGAACGUGUCCAUCCAAUCGUUCGCGUUCACCCCGCUACUGGCUGGAAGUCGCUGUUCGUGAACAGAGCUUUCACGACGAAGAUCGUCGGCCUUGACAAGGCUGAGAGCGAUGUCAUCUUGAACUACCUGUUCGAUGUUUACGAAAGGAACGUCGACAUCCAGCUCCGCUUCAAGUGGACCCCGAGGACCAGCGCGCUGUGGGACAACCGCAUUACAAUCCACAACGCUUCAUGGGAUUACGAAGGUGGUCAUCCCCGACACGGAACCAGAGUAACUGCACUGGCCGAGGAGCCCUACUUCGAGGCGGACGCACCAACGAGAAGACAGGCGCUCGGUCUUGAUGCUGAGGAUGAGACGGUGGAGAAUCUGUCUGGUGGGUACUGA